UUUUUUUUUUUUUUGUUACUUGUUCACUUUAUACCCUCUUUCAAAUAGUAAAGAAAGAUGCCACCGAAUACAUCUAAUAAUGAUAAUACUAAUAUUCAUACUGAUGAUCAUUUAAAUCGACUCAUUGAAGCUACUCCUUAUUUUGACAUUGAAGUUGUCAAUGGAGCACUUUUUGAAGGGGCCUAUAAAGUUGUUUCAAAAAUAUUUUCUACAUGGAAAUAUGAAGAUAUAAAAUUUGUACAAUUGGUUAGAGUUACUUAUUUACCUACUGAUUUUUCAGUUCUUGUUCGAGCCUAUGGUAAAGGGUCAGAACUGAUUAUAGACCGUAAACAAGAAAUUUUGAAUAUCAUUACCUUAUCUUCACAAAAGAUGUCACCACCAUUAUAUGCUAGAUUUAAAAAUGGAUUAGUCUAUGGAUUUAUUAAAGGCAAAGUAUCUACAGUAGAAGACUUGGGACAAGAAAAGAAAGCAUUCUGGAUUGCAAAGAAACUUGCAAGAUGGCAUCAAGUAAAAUUACCUUUUGAAGAAGAAGAGAAUAAUAGAAUGAUUUAUAAUAAUCAUAAGAAACAACAAAAGCUAUGGUCGACUAUGUAUAAAUGGUUAGAACAAGUUCCUCAAAGAUAUGAAAAUCCAACUAUACAAUCCAUAUUUGAAAAGAGAUUCGAUAUGAACAAAAUUAGAUUAGAGUUAGACUCUUUAAUAAAAGAAUUAGAAAAAAUACAGUCACCCAUAGUAUUUUCUCAUAAUGAUUUACUUUAUGGAAAUAUCAUUUUUGAUGAAGAGAAAGAAGAAGCAAGUUUCAUAGAUUAUGAGUAUGGUUGCUAUGCCUCUAGAGGAUUCGAUAUUGGUAAUCAUUUUAAUGAAUUUGCAGGCUUUGAAUGUGAAUAUUGGAGAUAUCCAGCAAAAGAAUUUCAAAUGAAAUGGUAUGAAUGGUAUUUAACAGAAUUUAAUUAUGGAGUUAAACCAUCAAUUGAAGAAAAAGAAAGAUUAUAUAAAGAAGUCAAUGGUUAUUCUCUUGCUUCUCAUUUUUAUUGGGGUUUAUGGGCUAUGAUUCAAGCUAUGGUAUCUGAUAUUGAUUUUAAUUAUAUGGAAUAUGCUGUGCUUCGUUUCAAUGAAUAUGACAGGCGUAAAGAUGAAGUUUUAACAUUAUUAUCCUAUUUUUAAUGUUUAACAUAUCCUGGAUUCUGUUCAAAUACUUUAUUUAAAAUAUCAAUUAAAUGAGAUAAAGCCAUUAACCAUUCUCUCAUUAAUUCUAUUGAUUUAUCAUCUUGUAUACCAAUUUUUUCAUAAAAAUCCUUUCUCCAAGGACAAGCAUUCAUAGCAAGCUAUACACCACACAUAUUAGUUUUUUUUACAUAUAAAUAUCAUUUAUUAUUAGUUUACUUACAUUAAAUACGGGUCGAACAAUGAAACUAUGAUAAGCCUUUAAUGUUUUAUCGUAUGCCAGUGAAAAGGAAACCGUUAAUUCUUCAGUUGGGUGAUCAAUAUUAUGCAUUAAUGAGUAUGCUGUAAAUUCAAGUCCCCU
Messenger RNA from Cokeromyces recurvatus, 1525 nucleotides. RefSeq names its product kinase-like domain-containing protein. Gene Ontology annotation, molecular function: ethanolamine kinase activity; choline kinase activity. NCBI's taxonomy places the organism in Eukaryota, Fungi, Mucoromycota, Mucoromycetes, Mucorales, Mucoraceae. Gene Ontology annotation, cellular component: cytoplasm. Bases 58 to 1164 code for a protein of 368 amino acids. The record is from RefSeq and is a predicted model, not a curated record. The transcript has 7 exons. Gene Ontology annotation, biological process: phosphatidylcholine biosynthetic process; phosphatidylethanolamine biosynthetic process.